This is a messenger RNA of Betta splendens (Siamese fighting fish), 3217 nucleotides long. It is a transcript of the gene erlin1, whose product is annotated as ER lipid raft associated 1. Gene Ontology annotation, cellular component: endoplasmic reticulum membrane; endoplasmic reticulum. The transcript is spliced from 12 exons. The record is from RefSeq and is a predicted model, not a curated record. Lineage: Eukaryota; Metazoa; Chordata; Actinopteri; Anabantiformes; Osphronemidae. Bases 171 to 1148 code for a protein of 325 amino acids. Gene Ontology annotation, molecular function: cholesterol binding; ubiquitin protein ligase binding. Gene Ontology annotation, biological process: SREBP signaling pathway.
CAGCAUUGUAAGAGAAACCUGUGGGGGGCGGGGCGAGACGAGGGCUUGUUGAAUGAUAAGACCAGAACACGGCGGCUGGUCAACACAGUAGUAGUAUUUUUAAUUCCAAUAUACUGUGUCUGAUACAAUUUGUUCACCCUCAGCGUCGUGCAAGGUGACUGCUAGUAAGGAUGACGAUGCCGCAUGUAGGGGCAGUGUUUGCAGCAAUAGCCGGAGUGAUGGCCAUCAUGCUGCACUCCUCCAUUCACAAAAUAGAAGAAGGACACCUUGCUGUUUAUUACAGGGGUGGAGCAUUGCUGACUUCUCCUAAUGGUCCUGGAUAUCACAUUAUGCUGCCCUUCAUUACCACCUACAGAGCAGUCCAGACAACACUGCAAACUGAUGAAAUCAAGAAUGUGCCUUGUGGAACAAGUGGUGGCGUGAUGAUCUAUUUCGACAGGAUAGAAGUUGUUAACAUGCUGGUUCCUUCAGCAGUGGUGGAAAUUGUGAGGAACUACACUGCCGAUUAUGACAAAACUUUAAUUUUUAAUAAAAUUCACCAUGAGCUCAACCAGUUCUGCAGCGUGCACACACUACAGGAGGUCUACAUUGAGUUGUUUGACAUUAUAGAUGAGAAUCUGAAGACUGCGUUGCAGAAGGACCUUAAUGUUAUGGCACCUGGACUUACAAUACAGGCUGUCCGUGUUACCAAGCCAAAGAUCCCAGAGGCCAUCAGAAGGAACUUUGAACUCAUGGAAGCAGAAAAGACUCGUCUGUUAAUAACAGCCCAGACUCAGAAGGUGGUGGAAAAGGAGGCAGAGACUGAACGAAAAAAGGCCAUUAUUGAGGCUCAGAAAGUGGCCCAAGUGGCAGAGAUCCAGUUCCAGCAGAAGGUGAUGGAGAAAGAGACGGAAAAGAGGAUCUCUGAAAUAGAGGAUGCUGCUUUCCUGGCAAGGGAGAAGGCUAAGGCUGAUGCAGAGUUUUACACUGCUGCCAAGUUUGCUGAAGCAAACAGGUUGAAGUUAACUCCAGAGUACCUGGAGUUGAUGAAGUACCAGGCCAUAGCAGCAAACAGUAAGAUCUACUUUGGCCAGGACAUCCCUAACAUGUUUGUAGAGGGAACCAACAGCCCACUAAAGUCUCAGAGUCCUGAACAGGAUUUGCUUUAGGUGAAGUUAGAUGUGCAGUGAUUCCACAGCUCUGCCUCUGCACAGGACAACCAGCGGAGGUUUGUCUGUAGGUUGGAGAACUCUGAACUGGAGUGGAUGAGUGGGACAGCUUUGGCGCUAGUUUGUUAAACAGUACACUUCAGUCUUAAAUGGCAAAGAUAUGGUGGAAAUUUGGGUUGAAGGACCUUUUUUUUCUUUACCUUCCACUAUAUGGUAAAGCUUCAAGAAUAAGAACAAUGCCAUAGUUAAAAAUCAAAAAGCGUAAUCGAUGCUAAUGCUUGGGAAAGCGACAGCAAGAAGUUGCCGUAAUUUACACAUGCUUGCAAUUCAUGCAGUGUUUAACUUUUUGCUUUUGUUUGUUGUAUGCAAGAUGAUGAUUUGUUCUAAAUAAGAGUGUGAUUUUUCUAGUUUAGCUGAACUGGAAUUUGACAGGUGACCCUAAUUAAUGGCAGGAAGGUUGAGUGUGUCAUCGGUUGGUCAUAUCUGUGCCAUCUUCUUUUGCACUGAAUUAUUAGUUGGCUGUUCUCUCUCAACACAGAUUGGUGUGAGAGAUGCUUAUUCAACUCAUACUUAAUGAUGCAGUGGACAAACCUAAAAUAUAUUUGACUGGUUAACAUGAUACAUGAGGAUAAUAAAUGUCGAAACUGCAGCAGCGACAUUCACUACUCGGAGCCAACGAAUGUUUUCAUUUGAACACAUUCAUAUAUGAAACAGCUGUGAACGUUGUUUUUAUUGACUGCAUUCUAGUCGCCUCACUUCAUUAGAUUCCCUCCUGGUUUGGCAUAUAGUGAAAUAAUGCUCUACACAUAUUUAAGUCUAUGAAGUGAGAGGGCUGCCAUCAUAUUUAAGUUACUAUACAGUGCUGUCGAAUUGGUAGUAAUGUAGUUUUUCUGUUAGGUGAUAGCUUGCUGUUAAUCGUUGUGGUUUAGACAUCAGCCACAACAGAAUGACUUGACACACGUCCUACUGUGGUUUCUACUGUGAAGCCAGCUGAGAUAAAGGUUCUAGUGCUGCUAACGAUGAUUUAACAAAUUUAAUUUGAUGGUCCUGCAUGUGGAAAUUAUUAGUGGCUUGAUUCAGAUGAUUGAUAGUGCCUGCGAUUGUCUACUGCGUUACACAGCGUGCGCAGAUUUUGUUAAAUGUAUAUUCACAGGAAAUUGACUUUUAAUAAAACAACUGCUCAAUGUUGAACAAAGAAUGCGCUUUAAAAGUCAACGUGCAUAUGUGCUGAAAUUUCUAAAUAUGUUAACUCAAUUUGGAUUGAAUUUAUGAAGCAAGAAAAAAAAAGUCUGACUAAAGAAUGGAAAUUAUUGUCUUCUUUAUAUUUUGUUGCACCAUAAUAAUGUUUAUUGCAUUGAUCCUAUGAUAAAUAAUACUAAAAGCUUUUACUUCUGUCAGUGAUUAUCUUUAAAUCACUGAAGUUAAAAGGAUUUUAUGGCCACACAAGGAAAAAGUCCCAAUGACAGCAGUAACUUAAAGGCUGGGAAUUAGUUUAACCUCCGGCCGGUUUCGUGUGACGGCUCGACUUCCUGUGCUGCAUUAAACAAGCUGUUAAAAGAUGCUGGGGCUUAAACAGGAUGCAAGUUGGUGCUAGUUUUAUUCUGUGUUUAAACCUUUUGGGUUGUUUUUCUUUAGUUCUGUGUUUCAAAAACGAGAAUCUUCCACUAUUCAGAAUUCAAGCCUUAAGUAAUAACUAUUUAGCCCACGCUGAAAGACUGAACAUUUUCUAAUCACCGGAAGGCUCCACGUGAACCUGACUGAGGCUUUUAAUGAUGUACAAACUGUUGUGUACGGCCUCAUCUGAUUCUAGCUGAGGAAGGCACAACUAGCAGUGGACACUAAGGAUGUGGUGAUGUUUACUUGACCUGUAAUAGCAGUGGAGAGCUGCAUUUGCUUUGGUGGCGGGUUCAAAUAAAGAUGCAACAGAGGGGUUGAAAUUACUCAAUGAUCUUUUUUUGUCAAUAUUUUGUACAAUCUGUGAAAUGUAAACAUUGUCUCCUUGUUUUAAAAGGUUUAUAUGCAAAAAUGUUUUGACAACGUUCUUAUGUAAAAUAAAGCCUAUUUUGGUA